AUGCCUCGGUUUGUCCCCCGCCAGCGGAAACAUAAAGUCCUUGCACGAGAACAGGCAGGACGGCCGCACGCGCCGCAACCCACCGCCAAUGAAGAGAUCAUCGUGCCGUUGAGCCAGUCCGAGAAAGAGGAGAGAAGACGUGCACUGAAAGAGGAGUUGAGGUCACAGCAACCGAUCAAAAUAUCCUCCAAGAAACAAAAGCGCUUGGACAAAUAUAUCGAGAACAAGCUAAAGAAGGACGAGACGCAUGAUUUAUUGCGGAAACUAGAGAAAGAGAACGAGAAAUACGAAGCGACGUUACCAGACUCGAGUCACCUUGGUAAACGCAGUUUUGGCGCCUUUUUAAGUGGCUCGGGAAGGGUUGCAGCACCAGAGAAGAAGGCAGACAACAAGAAGCAGCAGCAGGACGAUUCCGACCUCGAGAGCGAGGACUCGUUCGAGGCCGAAAACAGGAGUGCUUUCACAAACGAAGAAAAUGGGUCAGUCGAUGCCAAAAUCCCUGCCGCUAUAUCUCAAGGCCUCGGCCUUGCGCAGCCAUUGGUGCUGGACGAGAAUGGGUUGCCCGUGAUCCAGACUCGGAAGAGCAAAAAGCAAAAGAGGGCACAAGAAGAGAUAUCCGAAGAACUGCCCUGGGAAGGAUUUGAUUCAGAGCCAAGCGAAUCUGGACAUAGUUCUGAUGAUGGAACGUCGAGUGAAAUGGGGGAGUCAGAUUCGGACGAAUCGACUUCGAACCCCGACUCAGCGGAAAGUGGCGAGGACGAUGAUGAAGACGACGACGACGACGACCAGUAUGGCUCAGAAGACGAAGAUUCUGGGAGCGAGACAUCCGAAAUGUCUGGUCAACAAAAGUUGGCUCCCAGAAAGUCCGCCUUCAAAACCUGGGCCACGACGCAGUUAAACCAAGCCGUGGGACAUACGCCGUCGUACACUUCUGGUGAGGGCGAGCUUUUGCCAAAGCCUGCUCCUCCCGUACAAACAACCAGGCCUAUUCAAACUGUCAAGCCUGGCCUUCUUCCUGAACUUCCUCGUUCAGCAACUCUAAGAAGUGUGUACUCUGUCCAAGUCGAACGAUCAGACUCGGUUCAGCAAUCCCGCUCCGCCCUCCCCAUCAUACAGCGAGAACAGGAAAUCAUGGAGGCUGUACACAACAAUGCUGUGGUCAUAGUCAAAGGCGAUACCGGCAGCGGUAAGACUACACAGCUACCUCAGUUCUUGUUUGAAGCAGGAUAUGGCUCGUCUGAGGGACCGUCACCCGGAAUGAUAGGUAUAACGCAACCACGUCGUGUAGCUGCGGUCAGCAUGGCAAAUAGAGUGGCGACAGAACUAGGGCCUUCGGGCAAGAAGGUCUCUUAUCAGAUCAGGUUCGACAGUACUGUGUCUCCAGACACUGCGAUCAAGUUCAUGACCGACGGAAUUCUAUUACGAGAACUGUCGCAGGACCUCCUACUGAGGAAGUACUCGGUGAUCGUCAUCGAUGAAGCGCACGAACGGAGCGUCAACACGGACAUCCUCAUUGGCAUGCUCAGCAAGGUUGUUCCAGCGCGGAUGCAAAAAAGCAAGUUCAAUCCGGACCCCAAGCCUUUGAAAUUGAUCAUCAUGUCUGCUACCCUGAACCUUGAUGAUUUUCUCCACGAAAAGCUCUUUUCUCCUGCGGUGAGACCGCCCAUGGUUGAAGCUGAGGGCCGUCAGCACAGAGUCACCACACACUUCGCGCUAAGGUCUAGGGCGGACUAUGUGGAAGAGGUCAUCGAAAAGGUCAGGCGCGCUCACAAGAAACUACCGAAAGGUGGUAUUCUGGUGUUCUUGACCGGUCAGAAUGAGAUUCGACAAGUUAGUAGCCGGCUGAGAGCAUUGCUUGCGCCCGGAAAACAGUCCUCUACUGGUGCCGCAAUACCUCGCGUUCAGGUAGCAGCGAGUGAAGCACCUUUGGAAGCAGAAGACUUGGAGAUUGGAGAUCCGAAAUUUAAUACCAGGGAAGACGACUUCGACGUGGAUAUUCUCACACAUUCUGACGAGGAAGACGAAGAUGACGAGUUCGACAUCUCUGACAAUGAAGACGAGGGCGAAGAUAACAAUGACACUUCGACUGGGCUGCUCAAGUCCACUACCACACCCUCAAAUGAACCCUACACUUCCGUACACAUAUUGCCGUUGUACUCCCAGCUGCCAACUACGGAACAGCUCAAAGUCUUUGAGCCACCACCCUCAGGAGCUCGAAUGAUAGUCCUGGCAACUAAUGUCGCUGAGACAAGUUUGACAAUUCCCGGGAUCCGGUAUGUCUUCGAUACGGGGCGCAGCAAAGAGCGCAAAUAUAAUCUUGACACCGGAGUGCAGAGCUUCGAGAUUGACUAUAUCAGCAAGGCCAGUGCUCAACAACGAGCAGGGCGUGCUGGUCGUACGGGACCUGGACAUUGUUGGCGUCUGUACACCUCGGCUGUCUAUGAGCAGUUUUUCCCCGAUCAUGCCGAACCUGAAAUUCUCAGAGCGCCGGCUGAGAGCAUAGUCUUGCAGCUCAAAGGCUUCGCAUACCCGAGACCCAUCGCACAGUUCCCCUUUCCAACGCCACCGAGUGCUUCAAUGCUGAACAAGGCAGAGCAGCUCCUCAAAAAUCUAGGCGCACUCACAGAAUCUGGUCCCAUUACCGAUCUAGGCAAACAGCUUUCCAUCUACCCACUCUCACCACGCCUCGGCAAGAUCCUGGCGGCUGGUGUCACGGAUCUCAAUGUCCUCUGGCAUGUACUGACACUGGUCUCGGCGCUUGCUGUUCCUGAAAUCUUCAUAACAGAAGCCCAGCUCGAUCUCAACGUCUCCUCGAGCAACAAUGAAGUAUACACCCGUGAAGAUCAACAAGAUGACGACGAGCGCGACAGAGUGAAGCAAGCAUACGGCCGUGCCCGCGCUGUACUGAGCAAGUCCGACAAAAGCUCCGAUGCGAUGAAGCUUCUUACUGCCGUGACGUUAUACCUCACCGCGGCCGACAAGGAACAAGUAUGCCGAGAUUUCUUCCUGCGACCCAAAGCCAUGGCCGAGAUCGCGCAACUUCGAGGUCAACUCGAGUCAAUUGUCCGUUCCAACAACCGCACCAUCACCAACGAAGUUCUCGCCGCGAGCAAGGCCAACGUUUCCCUCGACAGCACUUCAAAAGGGAAGAGUAAAAUCAAACAGUUGAACACGAUAGCGGCGUCGGGAUACAUCGACCAAGUCGCCGUCCGGUACGAUCAAAGUGCCAACUACGUCGAUCUUGGCACGACACCCAAGCCUCGAAGGGCAAUCGACGUCCCUUAUAUUCCCCUGGUGCCGCUGCACGACAGGGCAUCUGCCACGCUCUUGGAGAGAGCCGUCUACAUCCACCCUUCUAGCGUUCUGGCCAGGCUCGGCGUCAAGGACGUGCCGGAGUACAUCUGUUACAGUCAUUUACAGCGCGCACAAGCUCGCGCAGUCGUGUCUGGAUUCGCGGCCUCCAAGAUACGAAUGUUCCCCCUGACCCCGCUCGACGGCACCCAGCUGGCGUUUCUGGCCAGGGACACGGCCAUGAUCGAGUACGGCAAACCCGUGGCGAAGAGUAAAAUCGAGGAUGUCCCCGGCACGCCCAGACGGAGAGAGUGCUGGGUCAAUGUCGAACUUCGAGGGGCCAAGGGCACGGGAGGGUACGGGUGGCCUCUGCCGCCUACCAAGGUUCGACAGGUCAUGGACGUCAAUAGCAAGAGUGGCUGGCGAGUCGAGAAGGUUUUGAGCUGA
Exophiala oligosperma is the source of this 3738-nucleotide messenger RNA. RefSeq lists its product as uncharacterized. The record is from RefSeq and is a predicted model, not a curated record. Bases 1 to 3738 code for a protein of 1245 amino acids. NCBI's taxonomy places the organism in Eukaryota, Fungi, Ascomycota, Eurotiomycetes, Chaetothyriales, Herpotrichiellaceae. Gene Ontology annotation, molecular function: RNA binding; ATP binding. Gene Ontology annotation, cellular component: nucleolus; intracellular anatomical structure. Gene Ontology annotation, biological process: maturation of SSU-rRNA from tricistronic rRNA transcript (SSU-rRNA, 5.8S rRNA, LSU-rRNA). The transcript has a single exon.